AUGGGAGGUCAAACGGCACCCGUCACUCAAGGAAUAUCUCAAAAUACAACGACCAUCGCGGGUGUCACCGUUAUUGACACACCUAUUGUGCGCGAUGCACAAGCUUUUGCUCGCCAACACACGAUCGAUUCCAUUUAUAAUCAUGUGAUGAGAUCCUGGUUACUCUCUGCAAUCAUCAUUAACGCCAACGAGACACUACGCAACACUGUUGACCUAGAAGUCCACGCAGUAGCCUCACUUCUUCAUGACAUAGGCUUAGAUCCGGCUGCAAACUCUCCUGUGGUUAGCCCAGAUCGACGUUUUGAAGUCGAUGGUGCCUUCGCUGCCAGAAAAUUUGUCGAGGAGCACGAGAUAGGUCAAACUUGGGACAGUCACCGGUUGCAACUUUUAUGGGAUUCUAUCGCACUGCAUGCCACAUUUACUAUCGCAGAUUACAAAGAGUUCGAGGUGCAGCUUGUCAGUAAGGGGGCAGUGACAGAUUUCACUGGGCCAGUUUAUCCGAUAACACAACUCGAUUGGGACACGUUGGUGGCACAAUUUCCACGAACCAACUUUGGAACAAAUUUCAAUGAAUCUAUUAUUCAUCUCUGCAUGAACAAGCCAAACACGACUUAUGACAAUUGGAUGCAGCCGUUCGGUGAUCGAUAUGUCGCCGGUUAUUCUUCAAAGGGCCAUGACUUGAUCGAUAGUCCAGUUUAUCCCUAA
This is a messenger RNA of Trichoderma virens Gv29-8, 705 nucleotides long. RefSeq lists its product as uncharacterized. The transcript is spliced from 2 exons. The record is from RefSeq and is a predicted model, not a curated record. NCBI's taxonomy places the organism in Eukaryota, Fungi, Ascomycota, Sordariomycetes, Hypocreales, Hypocreaceae. The coding region runs from base 1 to 705 and encodes 234 amino acids.